Messenger RNA from Xenopus laevis (African clawed frog), 611 nucleotides. Its product is annotated as cilia- and flagella-associated protein 251-like. The record is from RefSeq and is a predicted model, not a curated record. Bases 45 to 611 code for a protein of 188 amino acids. The transcript is spliced from 7 exons. NCBI's taxonomy places the organism in Eukaryota, Metazoa, Chordata, Amphibia, Anura, Pipidae.
UCGUCCUAAAGCACUUCCUUCUUACAUGCGAAGUGGACCCGAGGAUGAGGGCCAAGGAGAACAUUAUCCUGUACUGGAAAAUGCUCAACUCACUGGAAGUGAUCAAGAGGGAAUAUGCCGCCCUCAGGAAGUCUGCCAAGCUGCCUCCUGAUCAUCCAACUCGAGUCCAAAACCGGAGGCAGCAACUUGAGUAUCUGCGGCUGGAGAAUACCAUCAACCAACAUCUUAACCAGCUGCACAACGAGUUUGUGAGAGAGCAGAAGCUACAGGAAGCUGCUGGUAAGAAACAAAGUCCUGCAGCUGAAGAAGAGGAGGAGGAUGGAGCCCCUGCAGCAGCAGCAGCAGAAGAGGAAGCCCUUGCCUCAGAAGAGAAUGAAGAGGAAGCAGAAGGAGCUCCAGCAGAAGACCAUCAAGCCCCUGCAGUGGAGGAGAAGAUGAUGGAGGAGCAAGAUCCUGCAGAGGAAGACCAGGAAGAAGACGCUCCUGGAGCAGAAGAAGAGGAAGCUCCAACAAAUGAAGAAGAAAAAGAAGAGGAAAGCGCUCCCGCUGAAGAACAGCAACAUUUCACUCAAAGACUCACCUGCUGCUGCCGACCCAACACCAUGGCCUAA